Chelonoidis abingdonii (Abingdon island giant tortoise) is the source of this 4070-nucleotide messenger RNA. Its product is annotated as meteorin-like protein. The record is from RefSeq and is a predicted model, not a curated record. Lineage: Eukaryota; Metazoa; Chordata; Testudines; Testudinidae. Gene Ontology annotation, molecular function: hormone activity.
GCGCUUUGGGCUGCCCGAAAGGUUAGAAAACUCCCCCGAAAAUGUCAACGGACAUGAGGAUAUUCGGGGGAGGCGGGAUUGUCUGUCAGCCCCCACCCAGAUUUGAUCGAAAUUUUUCCACCCGCUCGGCAGCUGAAAGAGGGAUCUCUUGGGGUUAGGUGUUACCCGUCCAGGAAGAGCAGCUUUGGCCCUUCUCAUCAGGGAGACGCGUCUCGUCUGCCUAAGACAAUGUGAAGCUCUUGCAUAGCUACGUGGUGCCUGCGGAGCUUCUUAUGCCCAUUACAAACAGACCCCAUCUGAGGUUGGCACAUUGCAUAUUAUUUCUGUAUUUGCAGAUGGGGGAAAGUGAGGCACAGAGCUGCAGCUUGAUUAGUCUGCGGCCACCCAGCAAGUCACGAGCCCGGAGCUCCAGCUUCCCCGUCCCGCUUUUAAAGCUGGGGCUCUUUUUUCACAGCCAUCACAAAAGCAAUCCAGUGAUAUAACAGCAAUGACUUCAAUUAUUAGAUUUGAUGUUAGAGAAAGAACAAUACUGAAUUUUGUUUCUCUUGUCUACUGAAGGCCUGAACCCUGACAGCAGAAAUAGCAUCAGACUGUUUUACAACAUCCCCAAAUGUCAAUGUCUGAUUUUAAGUGGUUUUCUUUAAAAAAAAUAUAUAAAGCAGGAUUUGCCCUUUGCAGAAAACACCUGCACCCUAACAUGGGUGUCACGCUAUGUUGAAAGAUUUUCCCCUUAAUAAAUCAGUGUAUCAUCUAUGUCACACAACAGGAAGAUACAAAACUGAUGGAAAAUUUUCAACAAUAGUUUUGUCAUAAUUUUGAAGGAAAACGUGGUUCAAAUUUUUCACAAAAAUUAUGAUCCUUUUUUAACCAGCUGUAGUACUAAAGAUGCUGGGCCUGAUUCAGAGCUAAGCUAUGACUAUAAUCAAAAGUAACUCCAAAUUAAUGAAAUUGCACUUACGUAAAGCUAGUGUGAGCAAGAUCAGAACCAGGGCCAGCUCUUUGUUUAGAAACGACUCUUCAAUAGUAGUUACCAGUGACAUUUUCAAAGUCCACCUGGGUUAGGCUUCUAAGUCCCAUUUUCAAAAGUGAUUUAGGCAUUUUGGCACCUAAUUCUCAUGGAAAGGCAUUAGGACUUGCUCCAAGGGGUAGGAUUUUCAAAAAGGGCUAAGCAUUGGUCUAACCCUGCUCCCAUUGAAGGCAAUGGGAAUUUUGUCCUGGUUUGGAAAGGUCAGUGCUGGGCACUUAUAAAAAUGGGACAUAGGCUUAGCGUUGAAGUUGCAGCGUGGACUCUGAAGCCUGGGACGAGGGGUGGGCUUCAGCGCCCAAACUGCAGCUUCAGAGUGCAAUCUUCACAGCGAUUUUUAGAGCACUAGCAGGACGCCCACUCCACUCUGUCAACCCCAGGCUGGGAGAGUGGCAAAGUUUGAAAAAGUUACCCUACAUCUGUUACCGUGCAGCUCGCCACAGAAGCAGCUCUCCUUUAUUAGCUGCCACUAGAGAAAUAAUUAAAUGUAGUAGUAACAGUCAUUAAUAAUGUAGAUCAUGAAUCUACAUCCAGUAGUUGCUGCAACAAGACUGUUGAUGCACGUUGCUGUUUUCUUUUGAAAACGGGGAGAAAAUAGAGUGUAGGGAGCAAUCCAGCAGUGGCCAGGCACCAGGAGAUGGACAAGACUUACAAAUCAUCCAGGCUGGCUCUGACUCCCGAGGGUCAUUUCUUUCCCUGUUUCGUGUACAAAAAAGGGGGAUUGUUAUUUAUUAUGUGUAUUCUGAAGCCCAGCUGAGAUGGGGGCCUUGUUGUUCUAGGCACUGCACACAUAAAAAGAGUCGCUCCCUGUCUGGAAGACCUGGCAAUCUGCAAGACAAAGGGUGGAAAGGGAAACAGAGGCACAGAGCAAUAAAAUGGGUUACCCCAGAUCACACAGCAGUGGUUUAAGUUGGGAACCCCGUUCCCGCACAGUGGAGCAGGUCCACCUGCGCUGCACGGAGGGCUCCCUGGAAUGGCUGUACCCAGCACGAGCCCUGCGUGUUGUCCUGGAGCCCAACCUGUCGAGCACCAGGCACACCACUGUCUGCAUCAAGCCAGCGAGUGACUUCCAGGGUGCCAGCAUCUACGUGGAGCGCGCUGGCCAGCUGCACCUGGUGGUGAGCGAAGCCGAGGAGGCGCGGCUGCGCCACGUGUCCUGCUUCAGUACCCACACACCACAGCGGGUAGCACUUUUCCUGCAGGCCAGCCCACAGAGGGAUAUCAGCCGCAGGACGGCCAGCUUCCAGUACGAACUGCUGAGCAACCAGAGCGCAGCGGGCCCUGACGUCCAGAAAAUGGCCCUUGUGGAAGCGAUGUGCCGUCCUUGUGACAACAUGGAGCUUCUGAUGGCCAUUUGCAGUAGUGAUUUUGUGGUGAGAGGAUCAAUCCAAAAUGUUUCCCAUGACCCUGAAAAUCACAUGUCCCAGGUUGAAGUCAGCGGCCAGAAAGUCUACAGGCAGAAAAACAGAAUUUUCCGACAGGAUAAAGCAGCUGGUGAAUGGAAGGGCUCCAUAAAAACCCUGCUGCGGUGCAAGGUAAAGAAAGGUGCUGGAGAUUUCCUGUUCACUGGCAAUGAACAUUUUGGAGAAGCUUGGCUGGGCUGUGCCCCUAGAUUUAAAGACUUCAGUUCUAUUUACCAAACAGCCAGAGAACGGGGAACAAACCCAUGUGAGUUUCAGUUUCGCUGAAAUGCAUGUCCCAAGAGCGCUGAGUAAGUGGAUCGCGGUCUCAUGUUUGGAUGCUGUUCAUGAGGUUCAGCAAAGGCUGACGACAGAUUUCAUUGGAUCUAGGGCUGGGAGAGCCUCUUGGAGUUUAUGGCUCUAUGAACCUCUCAAACUAGGACAGUGAGACCACAGAAUGGUUUAAAUUCAUGAAGUGCUUUGCUUGUAAUUCAAUUACUAGUGCCCCUCCCGCCUCCAGGGGAGCUUCUGAUUUUUUAUGGGACUGCUUUCCCCACCCCGGCUGAAGAGUAGCCUGUGCUGUGUGUUAGAGGUAGGAGAUGCCUCACAAAAUCUAGGAUGCCCUAGGUGGGUGUCUUUUCCAUUAGCAUUUUUCUCCCCACACUUAUUUUUUUUCACUCUGUGCUUCAGUUUUCACUCACUAGCUUCCCUUCCUGCACCCUGCAUGUACAGGGUAAGGAGGAUGCAGACUCAAUGACAGAGUUUGAGUUGAACUACUAAUCCCACAGCCUAUUAGUGGGUUUGUCAGUUUCCUGAGGUUUCUGUCUUGGGAAGUUACAGUUCAUUAGAACACAUGCUAACUAAGGCUCUGGGGCAGAAGCUUGGCUGUUUUAAAGCUGUGUAGCGCCCAUGACUGCACCAGGUUAUAGCAGCUAAAGACCUUCAUGUAGAUAAGGGCUCUUGUGAUUAUCAUCAUCCUGGUUAACAUGAGUUACUAACAUGAUGAAUUGUCCCAGUUCAGUCAAGUCCUAUAAGAAAGAUACUGCAGGUAAAAACCAUUUAUUUCAAGGCAAGUCUUGUCUGGUAAGGCAUGCAUGGUUAGCCCCCAACUGCAUGCAUUUGAAUCACAAUUCACUGUAAGUAGUGGUCAAUGUGUAGAAAGUGAUCCAGCUGAGACAGAACUGAAGGUUGUGCUGUAUCAAAAGAGGUGAAACGGAUGUCCUGUUUCUGAAUCUGAUCUUUCUGCUUUGUGAUUAAGUAAAUGAAUAAUGUUGUUAACUUAAUGUUUGUACUGUGAACUUUGCUCAGCAAAAAGUUUUGAGGAACUUAAGUUUCAGAGACAGUUGGUACAUCCCCGAGUCAGCACUCACUCUGCUCUUCUGAAAGUCCAUGCUCACUGAAUAUCAUUUGUAGGAGGGGGCUUGUCUAAAAGGGUUAGUGGUGAUUGGUUGGUUUUUUAAAGUGCAGUCCAUGUUUCCCAGCUGUACUUUGCACUUUCAAACAUUGUGUUUGCUGAUCACCUAUGUACUGUAUUUGACUGCUUUGUAUAUUUGGGAACAAAAUUGUACAUGUUGAUCGUAUACAUGAUUGUGUAUUUGUUUUACCUAUGAGUACAAAGGCCCUUUGCUAUAUCUUAGCAACAUUAC